GACGACCGGAAAAUCUGGGCGAAGACGAGGUGACGUUAGUUCAGAGAUGGAGGGGAAAGUGAACACCGUCGAUGCCUCAGAUGGAACGAAUGAAUCCAAACAGCCAGAAUUCAUCACUGUAAGACUGGGGACCAAUGAAAGAGGACCACAGACGGGGUCUGCUGAAAUUUCCCACGUUGAGCCAAAACUGGAACCUGAGGACCAGGCAGUGACCUCCGCGUCUCCUGUCGCAAAGCGCACAGAGGAUAUUGUUAUUUUCGAUCAGAAUGGACAAGCGCUUCAGUAUGAACGUAUGGUGAUUGUGACAGGACACGCAGAGAAUGGGCAGUUGUAUGUUAUUCCAUCCAAUCAACUGAGUGGUGCCCAGAUGCUGGUGCCCCAUGUUGAACUGCUGGAUGUAGUCGAUGCAGCAGGUGGUUCUGUGGAUAAAACUAGUCCUGAGGACCUGCCAACAGUUACCGUAGCAACAGUAAAUGAUAGUGCAGACAGUUCAGCCCUGCUGACAACUCAGAGUGUUACCUCUAUCAAAGCUCUGCCAAAAAGUUCUUCUGAUGUUUUUGUAACCCCGCUGAAGCCUCUCCCACCCAGUGCUCCUAACUGGGCUUUGAGACUUCGCGACUGUGAGAAGAUUGGAGAUUCAUAUCGGGGUUACUGUACCACAGAGGCUGAGUUGGAAGCAGUUCUACUCUUGCAUAAGCAGCAGACGCACUCUGUGUUUGGUACACGCCAGUCUCCAUCCCCUGCCAAAGCAGCCACACGCCUUAUGUGGAAGUCACAGUAUGUCCCCUAUGACGGCAUUCCUUUCGUCAAUGCAGGCAGCCGGGCAAUAGUGAUGGAGUGCCAGUUUGGGCCACGGAGGAAAGGUCUACCUUCCAAAAAGGGUGUAGAGCAUGAGACCAAUCAAAAUGGGAGUUACAAAGCCACUUGUCCUGCUAGAAUCUACAUCAAGAAGGUGCGUAAAUUCCCAGAGUACGGAGUGCCAACAGAUCCCAAAGUGGAUAAGAAGGUUGUUCGACAAGAGCAGGAAAAAGCCUUUUUCAAUCUAAAGAAAGGGCUGUGGGAUGCUGGUGGUGUUAUAAGGUACUAUGUACAGCUGCCCACACAGAAAGCACACCUCUAUCAUGACGUAGACUCUCCAGUCCUUCCCUCUCCUCCUGAACAACCCUUUGUAGAGGAACAAGAGAACGCAGAGGAGUUGACGAAUCAAGAGAGCAGUGAGAGAGAAGGGAGAGAGGAGGAGAGCAGCACUAUCCCCUCACGUUUGCACCCCCUUGUGGCCGAGAAGAUUAAAGAACUGGUGGCACAAGGGCAUCACCAGGUUUACACUGUCCGCAAACAGCUCAGGCGGUUUGUUGAACGGGAGAUGUUUAAGUCUGAUGAAGUUCCUGAGAGACACAACCUGUGCUACUUCCCAACAGUAAAUGAUAUUAAAAAUCACAUCCAUGAAGCCCAGAAAGCCCUCCAGCAGACAGAAAACCCCUCACCACCCCCAGUCUCUGAGUGGAGGAGAGAAAGUACCAACCUCCUGACCGAGACUGUGACACUAACACUGACCCCUGCUACUGUGGAUGUGAGCAUGCCAAGGACUGGUGCUUUGGAGGGCAGUGAAACACUCUCCUCUGAAGCAGUCCAGCUGUUCAGCUCGCUGUCUUCCCUACAGCCCAAAAUCUUUGCACAACUGCAAGGUGUUCAACUCCAACAGGCUCCCAUAGAAGAACUCUCCCUUCCCCAGCCUAUGUCUGCUCCAGAUGUUCUCGACUCCUCUAGCUCUCUGCUCCCGCAGCCUUUCCUCCUCAGUCCCACACACUUUCUACAAACCAGUUCCUCUCUUGGAGAGCCUGAGACCCUUUCCGUCGGUGUUUCCACGGUGACAGAUGGGGGGGCCAGCGGAGGCGUGGCUCAGAUUGUGUUGCAGGAUGGACAGAGCAUUCCAGUGCAGAUUGUUGAUCCAGCCAGUUUGGCUCUAACCAGUCUGGGAGAAGAGGGUCAAGUGACAGAGAAGAGUGAAGCUGAGGACACAUCCAGCCUUUCAGGGACCACCGCAGAGUAACUCCCCCACAUAAACACACGCAAACACAAACACUGCUGUUCUCCACGUUUCCUCUGCUCUGCCGGCACCAGCCUUAGGAAUUUGGUUGUGCGAUUUCUGUGACUGUAAAAAAAAAUAAAAUGUGAAGACGCUUCAGGUAUUGACACUGGAUGCAAAGAGCAGUCUGGAGUUCGGACACUAACACUGGGAGAAAAGAACAUUCUGGACUUUUGAAAUACAGAGUAAACGUAAGCUCUAUGCAACAACUACAUGCAUGAUGGGUUUUCUUUGUUUUUUUUUGUUUUGUUUUGUUUUUUUACUGACCAUGGAUGAAAUGACUUGGCUAUUUUAAUUUAUUAAAAAACGUG
This is a messenger RNA of Chanos chanos (milkfish), 2397 nucleotides long. Its product is annotated as calcium-responsive transcription factor. The transcript is spliced from 15 exons. NCBI's taxonomy places the organism in Eukaryota, Metazoa, Chordata, Actinopteri, Gonorynchiformes, Chanidae. Gene Ontology annotation, cellular component: nucleus. Bases 47 to 2050 code for a protein of 667 amino acids. Gene Ontology annotation, molecular function: RNA polymerase II cis-regulatory region sequence-specific DNA binding; DNA-binding transcription factor activity, RNA polymerase II-specific. The record is from RefSeq and is a predicted model, not a curated record. Gene Ontology annotation, biological process: regulation of transcription by RNA polymerase II.